UGCCCGGGCGGCCGCCACAGUCCCGGCGCCGUAGCGGGGCGUGGGGUCCAGGGGGCGCUGUGGCCCAGCGGCGCCGGCGGCAGGAGCGGUCGCCGCGACGCUGGAGGCUUCGCCGAGGAUCCCCUCCUGCAGCACCUCGGUCGUCCCGCCGCAGCCUCGCGCCCCCCGCCCAGCUCAGCGGCGUCCCAUCCGGGAUCCGCGUGGCUGCGGCGGCUCGGGAGCCCGAUGCGGCUCGGCGGGCGCUGGGCCUCAGCAGCAGUAGCGGCGGCGGCGGCGGCGGCGGCGGCGGCGACCACAACCCCUUCAGGAGUGCGAGGCUUCGCGGCAGCGCGGGGGGGCCGCACCGGUGCCCUCCGGAGCAGGCCGUCGGCUCAGGGACGACCCCCCGGCCAUGCUGAGGCGGCGGCAGCCGCUGCCUGAGGAUACACAGAGCGUAUUGAAUCAGCAGGACUGGCUGGUAGUGAAGCAAUCAUCAUGAGUAAGCACAGAGAAGUCUGUGCCUUAUCACAUGUAUAAAGGGAAAAAGGUUUAAACAUCUCUCUUCAGUGGUGUUUCCUUACCGAUGGAGAAUUACUUCCAAGCAGAAGCUUAUAACCUGGACAAAGUGUUGGAUGAAUUUGAACAAAACGAAGGACAAAGAGAAAUGGAGAGAGGAGGCGAAGACAGAGAAGAGGAGAGAAAGACAGACACCUGCAGACCUGCUUCACCGCCUGUGAAGCGACUUCCCUGCAGAUGAAACGGUUCCCCCUAUCUUGUUGGAUACAAAGUGGAAUAAGAUUGUAGAUUCAUCUUCUCACCGACUAUCAUUUAACUCUGCACUGACCAGUGUGAGUGAACCUGCAGCUCCUAAUGAGUCAGAGCCAAAACUGAAAGUCUUCUCCCUGGCUCAUUCAUCUCCUCUGAGCACAGAAGAGGAGGACCAUUCUGCUAAUGGACAAGACUGUUGUCUGAAUCCAGAAGUCUCCGCAAUGUGGAUUGAUGAAAGCGUUGUUGCUAAAGAUCAGUUAAUUAAGAGGAACUGUAACCAAGAUGAUCAGUGUAGUGCUGUUGAAGUGGGAGAGAACAAAUGUGGAAACCUAGCUUGUUUGCCAGACGAUAAAAAUGUUCUUGUUGUAGCUGUCAUGCAUAACUGUGAUAAAAGAACACUGCAAAGUGAUUUACAGGAUUGUAACAAUUACAAUAGUCAAAAUCUCAUGGAUGCUUUUAGUUGUUCACUGGAUAAUGAAAAUAGACAAACCGAUCAAUUUAAUCUUAGUAUAAAUGGGUCCACUGAAAAAGAUAUGAACUCAGAAAAGCAAAUGGAUCCCAUGCCUAGACCAAAUACAGAGGGGGAUUCUGUUAAACAUCUAUGUACUACGUCAUCUGAUAAUCUAGCCAGUAUCUGUUCUCCUUUACAAUUAAAGGAUGAUGAGAAUAUAGGUAGAGACCCCUCCACAUCUGGGAUUUCAAGUGUAGUAGUUGAUUCAGUAAUCUCAUCCCAGGUUGCUGAUGAAGAUUCUGCUGGUAAAAAGCAAGAGGAGGUCCUUAUGGGUAAAACUGGCUCUCCAACACCAGAUCUGGGAAGUCCAAAUUCCUUUUCUCACUUAAAUGAGGAGAUUUUAAUGAUGGAAGAACCAGCAGAGGAGAGAACAAUUGAAGAAUCCGUUCAAUCUGGUUUGCUUCUUAAAUCAGACAUACCUAGUGGUUCUGGAAGGGAUGAUUACUGUGGACAGUUUUCAGAUAGCUUGAUGCCCAGCGAUGAAAACAAAAGUUGUGAACCUGAAGAAAUUCUUGGCACUACAGACUUAAACAUGACAGAGCAUUUCUCUGACUCUCAGGAGAAGACUAAUUGGAAAUUGACUAAACUAAAUGAGAUGAGUGACAGCCAAGUAAAUAAAGAAAAUGAGAAAUUUGUACAGAUGAAUCAGCCUGAGGACACUUGCAACAAUAACGGAGAAUGUAAUAGAGUGGCAGAAGCAAAUCUAGAUUUAAAAGGAACUUGCAUGAAAGAAAGUGAAGGAUGUGAUUUCUCCAGUGCUACGGAUACACCAGCAGCAAAUCCUCUAUCUAAUUGUGAUUCCUAUGGAAUGCAGAGCCCAGUUUGUUUUGUUCCAAAGACUUUACCCUCCAAAGAAGAUUCAGUAACAGAAGAAAAAGAAAUAGAGGAGAGCAAGUCAGAAUGCUACUCAAAUAUUUAUGAACAUAGAGGAAAUGAAGGCACAGAAGGGAGUGGAUUGCUUUUAAACAGCCCUGGUGACCUAGUGAAGAAAAACUAUUCACACAAUUUCUGUAGCCAAAGUCCAUCAAUGCUUGGACAAUCUUCACCUAAAAUAAUAGCAAACCUACAAUCUAUCAGUGUUCCCUUUGGUGGAGCAAGACCUAAGCAACCUUCUAAUCUUAAACUUCAAAUUCCAAAGCCAUUAUCAGACCAUUUGCAAGAUCUUCCUGCAAACAGUGGAAAUAAUAUUAAAAACAAAAAUGAUGUUCUUGGGAAAACAAAGUUAGGGGAAAACACAGCAACCAAUAUAUGCAACACUUCUUUGGGAACUAUCUCUAUUGCUGAUACAAAUGGGGAACAUUUAGAAAGUUAUGAGGCUGGGGUAUCCAGUAGACCGUGCCUUGCAUUAGCUCCAGAUAGCCCAGAUAAUGAUCUUCGAGCUGGUCAGUUUGGAAUUUCUGCCAGGAAGUCAUUUACCACUCUGGGUGAGGUGGCUCCAGUAUGGGUACCAGAUUCUCAGGCUCCAAAUUGCAUGAAAUGCGAAGCCAGGUUUACAUUCACAAAAAGAAGGCAUCAUUGCAGAGCAUGUGGGAAGGUUUUCUGUGCUUCCUGCUGUAGCGUGAAAUGUAAACUGUUAUAUAUGGACAGAAAGGAAGCUAGAGUAUGUGUAAUCUGCCAUUCAGUGCUAAUGAAUGCUCAAGCCUGGGAGAACAUGAUGAGUGCCUCAAGCCAGAGCCCUAACCCUAACAAUCCUGCUGAAUACUGUUCUACUAUCCCUCCCUUGCAGCAAGCUCAGGCCUCAGGAGCUCUGAGCUCUCCACCUCCCACUGUGAUGGUACCUGUGGGAGUUUUAAAGCACCCUGGAGCAGAAGUGGCUCAACCCAGAGAACAGAGGAGAGUUUGGUUUGCUGAUGGGAUUUUGCCCAAUGGAGAAGUUGCUGAUGCAACCAAAUUAACAACAAAUGGGACUUCUUCUGCAGGAACCCUGGCUGUGUCACAUGACCCAGUCAAACCAGUAACUACCAGUCCUCUACCAGCAGAGACGGAUAUUUCUCUGUUCUCUGGGAGUAUAACUCAGGUUGGAAGUCCUGUUGGAAGUGCAAUGAACCUUAUUCCUAAAGAUGGCCUUCCUCCCAUUCUCAUCUCCACUGGUGUAAAAGGAGAUUAUGCUGUGGAAGAAAAGCCUUCACAGAUUUCAGUAAUGCAGCAAUUGGAGGAUGGUGGACCUGAUCCACUUGUAUUUGUUUUAAAUGCAAAUUUGUUGUCAAUGGUUAAAAUUGUAAAUUAUGUGAACAGGAAGUGCUGGUGUUUUACAACCAAGGGAAUGCACGCAGUGGGUCAAUCUGAAAUAAUCAUUCUUCUCCAGUGUCUACCAGAUGAAAAGUGUUUGCCAAAGGAUAUCUUUAAUCAUUUUGUGCAGCUUUAUCGGGAUGCUCUAGCAGGAAAUGUUGUGGGCAACUUGGGACAUUCUUUUUUCAGUCAAAGUUUCCUUGGCAGUAAAGAACAUGGUGGAUUCUUAUAUGUGACAGCUACCUACCAGUCACUGCAAGACCUAGUACUCCCAACCCCACCUUACUUAUUUGGAAUUCUAAUACAGAAAUGGGAAACUCCUUGGGCUAAAGUGUUUCCUAUCCGACUAAUGUUGAGGCUUGGAGCUGAAUAUCGACUUUAUCCAUGCCCACUGUUCAGUGUCAGAUUUCGAAAGCCGUUGUUUGGAGAGACAGGACAUACCAUCAUGAAUCUUCUUGCAGACUUCAGAAAUUACCAGUAUACGUUGCCUGUAGUUCAAGGUUUGGUGGUUGAUAUGGAAGUUCGAAAAACCAGCAUCAAAAUUCCCAGCAACAGAUACAAUGAGAUGAUGAAAGCCAUAAACAAGUCCAAUGAGCAUGUCCUGGCAGGAGGUGCCUGCUUCAAUGAGAAGGCAGACUCUCAUCUUGUGUGUGUACAGAACGAUGAUGGAAACUAUCAGACCCAGGCGAUCAGUAUUCAUAAUCAACCCCGAAAGGUGACUGGUGCCAGUUUCUUUGUGUUCAGUGGCGCUCUAAAAUCCUCUUCAGGCUAUCUUGCCAAGUCCAGUAUUGUGGAAGAUGGCGUCAUGGUCCAGAUCACUGCAGAGAACAUGGAGGCCUUGAGGCAGGCUCUGCGGGAGAUGAAAGACUUCACCAUCACCUGUGGGAAGGCAGAUGCGGAGGACCCACAGGAGCAGAUCCACAUCCAAUGGGUGGACGACGACAAGAAUGUCAACAAGGGUGUCAUAAGUCCUAUAGAUGGGAAGUCCAUGGAGUCUAUAACAAGUGUGAAGAUAUUCCAUGGAUCAGAGUAUAAAGCAAAUGGAAAAGUCAUCAGAUGGACAGAGGUGUUUUUCCUAGAAAACGAUGACCAGCACAGUUGCCUGAGUGACCCUGCAGACCAUAGCCGACUGACCGAGCAUGUCGCCAAGGCUUUUUGUCUUGCUCUCUGUCCCCACCUGAAGCUCCUGAAGGAAGAUGGAAUGACCAAAUUGGGACUACGUGUGACCCUUGACUCAGAUCAGGUUGGCUAUCAAGCAGGGAGCAAUGGCCAGCCCCUCCCCUCACAGUACAUGAAUGAUCUGGACAGCGCUCUGGUGCCGGUGAUCCACGGAGGAGCCUGCCAGCUUAGUGAAGGCCCCAUCGUUAUGGAACUCAUCUUUUAUAUUUUGGAAAACAUCGCAUAGGCAAAGAGGACUUCAUUUUUUUUUUCUGUUCAGACCUGUUGCAACAGCAGUCAUACUCAAAUCAUUUGCACUUUAGAACUGGAAAAUUAAGCUUUUGUUAACACUAUUAAUGGGUGGGGGCGGGUGGGAGUUGGGGGGGCCGGGGUGGGGAUGGGUGGUUGGGGAGAUGGAUAUUCCAUAAUUCUAAAUCUCCUAUGCAUUGUCCACUAAGAAGAUCUGGACAGCUUCUGUUACUGCACCACAGUUAUGCUAUCCUUGCAGCUAACCCCUUACCGUUUAGGCAAGAAUUCUGCUCCUCUCUUUUAAGACUUACUCAUAGUCCUGUGAUCAAAGAUGCUCCACUGGGUAUGACCAUCAUCAAGGGUGGGUGGGAAGGCAAAGGGGGAAAUAAACAAUGAAGCAUCGCUCUUGCACACUUUGUACGGAAUUGAUAUAAAAAGGAGAAUUGUACACACUAA
This is a messenger RNA of Erinaceus europaeus (western European hedgehog), 5350 nucleotides long. RefSeq names its product zinc finger FYVE-type containing 9 (gene ZFYVE9). Gene Ontology annotation, molecular function: metal ion binding. The transcript has 20 exons. The record is from RefSeq and is a predicted model, not a curated record. Lineage: Eukaryota; Metazoa; Chordata; Mammalia; Eulipotyphla; Erinaceidae. Gene Ontology annotation, cellular component: early endosome membrane. Bases 969 to 4892 code for a protein of 1307 amino acids. Gene Ontology annotation, biological process: endosomal transport.